CUCUCCUUCGCCUUAGCUGUACGGCUGUGACAGAUUCGGCUGCACGCCACGCAGCGCUGAUCGUCUACUGCUAUAUAGCAUCCUCUCCGUCAUCCAUCGCUAGUUAAGGCAGCAAAGCAACACAAUCGCUUCCGCUCUUCGUGCUCACGCUCACCCUCGCUCCCGCUUUCCCACCACAUGACCUAGCUUGAAGGGUUUCGCCCUUUUUUCUUCCCCUUCCAUUUCCCUCUCUUCUUCUCUCCGGCGGUGUGCUUUUUCAAGACGCUCGUUAAGCUGCACUUUCUUGCUAUCUGAAUCUCGUGCAGUUAGCAGUGGGUCGUGGCGUUUGUGCAACCACAAGUACCUCCAACAACAGGCUCCGCGUCUACCGCAACCUUCUUCCACCCUCCUUCCCUCUUCAACACUUUCUUCACACCUUCACGCUUUUAGCGACGGGUAGAACGACUCAAGUACACAAUGCCCCGUCGACAUUUUACAGCGGACCUGCAGCGGCUCUCUGCAAGCGGGGCUCUAGGACCCCACAUCACUGGCGUCAAGCGGGGCGACGACGAUGGAACUUUCCAGUUCAUCUUCAAUGCGCACCGACCAGGUGUAGUAGGUGUUGAGAUUUGCGGAACCAUACCCGAGCUCGCUGAUUACCCGUCCUCCCAUCAAAUGUUCAUGUACAUCGGCUCACCCGACCCGCCGACAUUUGCUUCUGAUGCGCUGCUGGAUCUGGACGUCAACUUCCAUGACUUGGAGAAGGCGAUUGCGAAGAUCUCCGAGAAACUGCUGAAAUCUCUUGACGCUGCGGACAACGAUGGUGGUAAUCACGAAGAUAUGGACGACUCAGAUGGGCUGGAGGAUUCCGACUUUGGGUCUGUCGGCGGGGGUUGGUCGGAUGACGAGCUCACAACGGCCCUUGACGGCCAUACACCGAUGACCAACCCCGGGUCAAUGUCGUCAGAGACAAAAUCAAAACGAAGCAAGCUGCUGAAAGAGCUACGGGACGAUCUGAGGCAGGCAAAGAGCGCAGGGUUCAAGGUCGGUGUGUUAGGAGAUUAUGCUGGUGGCAUAAGCUUUUUCGUUUCGAUCAGUGUCCGUAUCGAAAAGUUGGGCAUCUCGGAUGAAGCUUUGAUCGCCUGGAAGCUCGACAAGAUGCAGUACUUCAUCGUCUUGAUCCAUUAUUCCAACUACUACCAAAACACCAACAAACUUGUUGCGGACUCGGUUAUGUAUCAUGCCAGGCAGAAUGUCGAUCUGUGCGUCGGCACGUGUGCGAAUUACAAGCCGACCCUCCAGGAAGCAAUAACUGCGUUUUCAAAGGUCACAGCCGGCAAGACACAGUAUACUGGAAAUCUUGAUGGCUCCGACCCCGAUUACGAUGUUCUUAGAGACAAUAUUGGACGGGAGGGCGCAUUUCAGGGCAUUUUCAUCUCCGGUCCCCUCAACCAGCUCCUCAAUACUGCUUUGUUGCCCCUGCUGAAGUGCCGGAUGAGAUAUGCAUUUGGAUGGGACGGGGCGGAAUUGUACUACAACUGUCAGCGAGGAAAAGAUACUGACAACGCGGAUGAGAUAGAUCAAAAGUUCUACACAGAUCAACCGCCAAAGCAGACCCUGGUCCCUUUAGUCAUGGCCGAUGCACUCUCUGAUGCUUCGGCAAGCUUCACACCGGCGGGAUCCACAACGGCGGGCUUCACAACGGCAUCCUUCCCAUUACUUGCUAUGCAGUUCUCUCUGCGGCACCUGGUUCGGUGCACCGAAUUCUGUUUGGUGUGCCACAACAAGGUGUUAACCGACUUCGAAGCCCUCAAACCAUACGUUUGCUCCAGCCCACUGUGUCUCUAUCAAUACAUGUCCCUGGGAUUUGGUCCUAGCAUUGAGUACGAGAUCAUGUCGCAGCCAACUGUCGUCGACCUCUUGGUGAAUUUCUGCUAUGCCUCCGCGAGGGGGGGCAAACUGGCGAAUUUCCCCGACGGCAUGGACCUAAAGAUUUACUCGUCCGCCUCGCCGCAAUACUCCGGCGACUUCCACCGGACAAAGAAUGAAUUUCGUUUCCCUAUUAAAGGCCCCGUGGACCUGCGACCUUUGCUGAAGGAUGGGGGUUGGAUAGUCAUGACCGUCGCCGGCAUUGGAGGUGAGGAGUGGCAUGCCCGUAUCAUCGAAACGUGUUACUGGCCCGUCGUCAAGAUUUCACCGCCCAUAAACGUGAGGGCCCUCACUGUCAAUUCGGGAGAUCUUCAGUCCACGGAGACGAGCUCUGAUGUACCGCCACCAUCGUACAUUCCCGGUGCAACGGAUGUUAGGGAUGUGCAGUUCAAGAUUUAUGACGAUGCUUUCGACUCAGUGAAUGAACAUGAAAAGCGGAAAGCAAUCGUAAAUCUGCUAAACACCUUACCAUCGGUGUCGGAAAUGAAAGCAUGGCUGCAGAGGAGCUCCGUUAGUGGCGGUGAAGUGUCUUUGAGGAAAUUCAAGAAUAGGCUCUCGCCUUCGGCUAUGGGGUUGUUGCGCUGGAUCAUUGCCAGUAACAGGAGCUGCAUUGUUCCUUUAGAUGACUCUGAUGAAUCCACUUCCAGCGGCUUUAUGCCGGUUCAGGGCAUGGGCCCGGAAUGGAAACAAUUCCGGUUUGCGAUGGGUGCCCCCGACAAAGAGCAGAGGUUUGUGAAUUCAGUCAAGGAGGCUCAGAAACGGAUUGGGUCCAAAUAUCCGUCACUAUUUGCUUUCCACGGCUCGCCGAUUGCGAACUGGCAUUCCAUCAUCCGCGAAGGUCUCAACUUCAAGCAGACGUUGCACGGUAGGGCAUUUGGACAUGGUUGCUAUCACAGUCUGGAUCUCACCACCUCGCUGAAUUAUUCUAUGAAUAACAUGAAUCAUGGAAGUGGCAUAUCAACCGCCCUAAGCGUCGGAACCAUGACCUGGCCCCAGAGCGAGUUGCAAAUCACCAAUGCCCUGAGUCUAAACGAGAUAGUCAACUCUCCGAACGAGUUCGUCUCGAAAGCCCCUCAUUUGGUUGUAGCACAGCUCGACUGGAUUCAAACUCGCUAUCUAUUCGUGCUGGUCCAGAAACCCCUCACAAAAGCCGAGACGGUGGUCAAUGCCAUGCUGCUCCAGAAAUCCGGCACAACAAUCACUGCCGUGAUGUCCGCGAAGUCCACAGCCGAAGAAUCUAAGAAGCAAAACGUACUGCCUCGGUCCAUGAUCCAUCCACAGGAUCCUAAUUUUACCCCUCGAAAUGGCAACACGGCGCUAGUUAUCCCGGCUACUCCUUCAAGUCGGAGAAGGGAGGUCAGCCCUUCUGAUGACGACAUUGUAAUGGUUGAUGCACCUCCACCUCACACUCCCCGUAAGAGGAAAAUGAAGCAGGAGAAUGGCAAAGGCAUUUUUCAAUUUGUGAACAGGUUGACUGGGGGUUCGAGUGUGGAUGAUCCUUUGACGGAUGACCAUUUGGCAGAUGACGACAGCGCUUCUACCGCUACGGAUGACGAGGAUCUUCGGGUGCUUCUCUCGGAUGAAGAAGACUCGGAAUUGGAGAAGGGCAAAGGGAAGAAGAAAUUUCGGCCCGACGAGUUCAUCCCCGACUCACUCGAUACAAGCAUGAUUGAAUUCCUUGCGCCACCGUCAUAUGCAUCUCCCAUGGCAAGCAAACGCCUCAACAGCGAUAUCCGGAGUUUGAUUCGGCUCCAGGAAUCAACGCCACUCCACGAACUGGGUUUCUACCUCAACCCCAAAUACGUCGAAAACGUAUACCAGUGGAUCAUAGAGAUGCAUUCGUUUCCUGAGAACAUCCCGCUAGUUAAGGACAUGCGCUCCAAGUCCCCAGUUGUCCGGUCGAUCGUCUUUGAGAUUCGGUUUGGCCCGCAAUAUCCCAUGUCACCCCCCUUCGUCCGGGUCGUCCAACCCCGCUUCAAAGGGUUCCACCAGGGAGGCGGCGGAAACGUCACGCUCGGAGGUGCAAUGUGCAUGGAGCUUCUCACAAACACAGGUUGGAGCGCGGUCAGCACCGUCGAGAGCGUGCUGAUGCAGGUUCGCAUGGCGCUGAUGGACGAGGAGCGUCCGGCCCGCCUGGAGCAGGGUCCUGUUCGCUCCUACAGCGUCUCCGAGGCUGUGGAAGCGUUCAAGCGCGCCUGCCGAGCUCACGGGUGGAAGAUGCCGGACGAUAUCAAUAUGUUCAGGUAAAAGAGGGGCGAGAAUCGGGUAGAUGGUUUUCGGUGAGCGUAUUUCAUUUCAUUCGUGGCAUUUUUCUUUUCCUCUCACAAGACCCUACAUAGCAUUUUUGGGGGCGAUCUUAGGCGAAAUCAAGGGCUUUUUCUUUCUUCUUCUGUAUUCUUAACCUGGUGGUUUCUUUGAUUUAAUUUGUGAGGUAGUUAAACGGUCGCUCGGA
Molecule: messenger RNA, 4360 nt
Organism: Tricharina praecox
Lineage: Eukaryota; Fungi; Ascomycota; Pezizomycetes; Pezizales; Pyronemataceae
Exons: 6
Coding region: 457-4155 (1232 amino acids)
Molecular function (GO): NAD+ poly-ADP-ribosyltransferase activity
Source: RefSeq, a predicted model, not a curated record